AUGAACGCCAACCGCGUCAAUAUCCCCGGAGCCGUUGCCGAUAACGGAGGAGCCGUUGUUGAGCAGGUGGUGGAGGAGCAGGUCCAGCCGGUGGCUGCCGUUGAGGUGGCUGCAGUUGGUUCCUCUGUUUUCGCCAAUAAGGUACUUACUUGAUUUUUAUCCUAAUACUUCGCAUUUUGUUAUAUUCGCAAACGUAGAAUAUUAUCGACGUAGAGUUUUCUAACGUAAUACUACUUUCCAUUCUAUCAGUUUUCUACAAUAAUGUCUUGUAUCCUUGACAGGCGCUGCCCGCGUCCGACUCGGACGUCGAGGAGAUCUUGGGUUCCGCGGAUAAGCGCAGCUCGGCCUAA
Messenger RNA from Amoebophrya sp. A25, 350 nucleotides. The record is from the annotation of a GenBank genome assembly. NCBI's taxonomy places the organism in Eukaryota, Dinophyceae, Syndiniales, Amoebophryaceae.